Molecule: messenger RNA, 998 nt
Organism: Durusdinium trenchii
Lineage: Eukaryota; Dinophyceae; Suessiales; Symbiodiniaceae
Source: the annotation of a GenBank genome assembly
CUUGAUUUUAUGUGAGAAAGAUGCUCUCUUGGUGAUGAACAUCUAGGAACUAAAUGAACAGUGCGAGCGCCCUCAGAUGAUUCAUGGGCUGCUGGACCAAAUCCAGCCUUGCGUGUCAGAUGACGAGGACGAGCAGCCCGAGAUCGACUUCGUGUUCUCAGGCGAUGCCGCGCGCUGCAAGACUCUGGUGAUUUGCGGAGCUGGACCGGCCAGUGCAUUCGCCCUCCAAGCAUUUGCACUGCAACCGCUGUCUUGGUCACUGGAUCCGGAGGAGGCUUCUGCCAGAGCCUUCCCGCCGCUGCCCAAGUCGCCCAAGUUCUUCCAGGUUCCGGCUUCUGAGGGUGUCGUGGUGGCCCUGCUAGAGGCGCAAGUCCCAGCAGAAUAUGCCGUGACUUGGGCGGAGAAGCUUCUGCUUUCCGUGGAGGGAGCGCAGGUUCUCUUGCUGGAUCGCAUCCUGAGAUCUGAAUGGUGCAAAUGCCCACGGCCUGAGGAGCCUUUCCUUGCAGGCUUGUGGACCUCUGCUUGGCUUGGAAGGACAGACAUUCCUGCUUUGCCGGCUCCGAAUGUGGUACAGGGCCUCGUCGCUGCUGUUCUGACUUGUUGUGAAGCCAGAUCGACCGCAUGCAUCGUGGCUUUGACGUUGCAGGAUGGAGCUCAUUUGUCCGAGAGCUGCUUGCAAGGCUAUGAGGCCUUGGUGCCCAUCCUGCAAGAUCUUCAGGUUGUGGAGACUUGGCACAGACCGAAUUAUCGCCAGGCUGUGCAGAAGGUCGUACCGCCGGCUUCGAUGUCCAUCUAUGCCUAGGGCCAUCGGAGAAAAAGACCUUCGCUCCAUUUGGACCCUCGGAGACGACUGGAGAAUCCGUUCGAGAAAACGCGGAGAUCACGGCGAACAGCAAGUUGUUGGUGAUGCAUUUCACGAGGAAGUUGGGCCUUGAAGUUGUGUGAUUUCGCAGGGAGCCAUUUCAAGCAAGAGGCAGUGCUACUUAUUUUGCGAACCG